This is a messenger RNA of Racocetra persica, 1748 nucleotides long. The record is from the annotation of a GenBank genome assembly. NCBI's taxonomy places the organism in Eukaryota, Fungi, Glomeromycota, Glomeromycetes, Diversisporales, Gigasporaceae.
AAACCGAACCCGUGGUGAAUUUUUUUAAUUCAUCUGAAAACGACAAUACAGAUACAGGAAAAAACCGUAAAUAUUGUUUGCGUCACCGCCCUGAUCUCAAAAAAAUGAAAGAAACCACACUCGAAGACUUACGAAAGCAAGUUGAAAAUUUACCUGAAGCUGAACAUGAAAAGAUUAUAAAGAUUUGGUCGCUUUUUUCAACCGCGACUCCAUCCUGUCGUCACCUUAUUCUAGAAGGAAUUCUAGUCCAGUGUUGUCUUCCUCAACUAUCCUUUCUUUCUAACAGACUUAAAAACAUUAUUCGUAUUGACUUUAUAGCCGCCCUUCCCAAAGAGCUUUCCAUACAUAUAUUAUCAUAUCUUGAUGCAAUUUCUUUAUGUCGCGCUGCUCAAGUAUGUAAAUUAUGGAGACGUCUUGCUGAUGAUGAGGUUGUUUGGCACAAAUUAUGCGAACAACAUAUUGACAAAAAAUGUUCCAAAUGUGGUUGGGGUAUUCCAUCAUUGUUAGAACAAAAGAGAAUAAAUAGGGCACUAUUAUCUAAUGAAAGUGAUCCUUAUCCUGCUUAUGUAACUACUACUUGUAGUUCAACAUCUCUUGACAUUCCAUAUUCUCACAUUGAACAAUCACAACCAUCAUCUCCAUCAACUAUACCUUCAACUCCAAAUACUCCAAAUUAUGAUUCACAAGAUGAAGCUCUUGAAAUAAGACGUGUUCGCAUUUCUGAUAAAUUAACGGCUUUAUUUGGUGAUUCAUCUCUAUUUAUGUGUGAAAAUUCUAUGAGAAGACCUUGGAAAGAAGUUUAUGCUGAACGACAAUGCGUCGAAUUCAAUUGGAGAAAGGGUCGUUAUAAUAUUAGAGUUUUAAAAGGCCAUACUGAUGGUAUAAUGUGUCUUCAAUUCGAUGAUCGUAAUAAUCGUCUUAUCACUGGUUCUUAUGAUAAUACUGUCAAAGUUUGGGAUCUUGAGACUGGUGAAGUCAUUAGUACGCUGACUGGUCAUACACGGUGUGUAAGAGCAUUACAAUUUGACCGUGCAAAACUCAUUACUGGUUCAAUGGAUCACACUUUAAGGGUAUGGAAUUAUCAUACCGGUAAAUGUAUUACUAAACUUGAAGGGCAUACAGGUGGAAUUUUAACUCUUCAUUUCGUUGAUUAUAUUGUUGCGAGUGGUUCCACUGAUACCACCAUAAAGAUUUGGGACUUUUCUUCUCGCAAAUGUUUUACUCUGACUGGGCAUAGAGAGUGGGUAAAUAAAGUUAUAAUUUUUCAAAAGCUACAACUCCUCUCUUGUUCUGAUGAUCAUACUAUACGGAUUUGGGAUUUGACUUCACAAUCAUGUACUCGAAUUUUUGAUGGCCAUAAUGCACCGGUUCAGUGUAUUCAACCAACACUUUUGCGCAUGGACUUGAAUGCGACCUUAACUACCAUUGAUGAGGAUAAUUUAAUUCCUGUAAUAAUAUCAAGUUCUUUAGAUAAUGUAAUUAAAGUUUGGUCUCUACAAACUGGUGAAUGCAUUCGUACCUUAUUUGGUCAUGAAGAAGGCGUCUGGUCGUUGGCAGUUGACAAGCUUAGAUUAGUUAGUGGUGCACAAGACGGUACAGUAAAGAUUUGGGAUAAGGAUUCAGGAAAUUGUAUGCAUACUUUAACUGGACAUUGUGGCGCUGUUACGUGCGUUGCAUUGGGUGACACCAAGGUCAUUACAGGAGGUGAUGAUUCGGAAAUUAGAAUAUGGGAUUUUAAGGGUCAAUAA